CCCCCUUCCACUCCCGGGCACCACGUGACCAGGAAGGAGCGCAGGGGGCGGAGUUAGCGAGGAAGCUAUUGGCUACACGUGGGUAAGGAAAAGCUUAGUCCAACAGGAAAACCUGGUAUCCAGACCAUUGCAGAAACUCUUUAGGUGUAGCUGCUGUAACAUUAUGAAGAAUGAUUGAUGAGCCGGCAAAGUUUCUUUUGAAGCACUUCUGAUAUUGUGAAAUGCACUGGGGGGUCAGGAACAUUUGACUGAUGCAUGAUUUAUCCGAUAUCCCUGCCACUUGUUCAGAUAAAGAUGGCUGUAAAAAACAUUAGCUGCAAAAUGGAGGAGGCCUUGAUCAGUUGUGCUCUUGGGAAAAUUCAAAUAUCUGCAUGUGAAAAAGGCAUCCAUGAGAUAAAACUACAGGAAGAUGCUGUUCCUGAAUCACGAACUAAAGGUGCCUCUGUAUCAUUUGAGAUUGUAGAAGGUCCUCGAGAAAUGAUAGAACCACUAAAGCAGUGCACGGCUUGGCUGAGGGCCUACUUUUGUGAACCGCGGUUGACAGAAAAACUCCCUGUCCCUGCGUUCCACCAUCCAACAUUUGCCAAAGACUCAUUUACCAAAGCUGUGUUGAUGGCAUUGCUACAGAAGGUGAAAUUUGGAGAAACUGUGUCUUACAAGGAAUUAGCCGUCAUGGCAGGGAACGAGAAAGCCGUGAGGGCUGUGGGCGGAGCGAUGAGAAACAAUCCGGUUCCGAUUCUGAUACCUUGCCACAGGGUGAUUUGCAGCAAUGGAAGCGUUGGCAACUACAUUGGCGGCAAAGGAAAUCAGCUGAAACCGUGGCUUUUGGCACACGAGAAGCUUCUGAAAGAAAUGUGAACGUGUUUUUUUUUUUCCUUUUUUUUUUUUUUUCCUCGAGCAGCUCACCUAGAGCUGUACCGCAGCCAAAGCCUAUAAACCAACACACUAUGCUUUAAGCUUUCAAAUUACGCAGUAGAAUUCAGGAAAAUGGUAAAUAUUUGAGUGACAUAUAAAUAUAAUACAACAUCCGAAGUGAAAUGUGUUUGGCACUACUAUAUUAAAAAAGCCGGAUAUGUCCUGAGGGACUCAGCUUGUGUGCCCUUUCUUGUUUUUACAUUUUACAGCAGAAUGACUACAGCAGCCUGUGCCUGUUGUAUUUUGUUCCCAUCUCCAGUCCUGUUUUGUUCUAUUUUUAAUGCCCAUUAAAGCAAGGAAAAGCAGAGAGACAGAGAAAGAGAGGGGAGGGGCGUGGCAAACGCCGGGUUCAACUGCCCCUGUAAGGAAGCAUCUGGGCUAGAGCCGGUACUGGAUAACAUUGCGUGUCACUGGGAGCACAAUAACGUGUAGCACACACCUCCCUAUUCCUGCCCAGCUUUGUAUUUGUCCAAAUUAAGCCUCUGUCUCUGUGCCAGUUGCGGUGCCCAACCUUCCCCUCCUACUCUUUGAUGUUACAGUGCUAGGAAAGAAAAAAAAAUGUUUGGCGUAAAAGUCACAACUGUUUAAAAACAAAAACAAAAAAAAAAGAAUCAUUUUGGAGGAAAUCACUAUUGUAUUGUUUGUUCGGAUAUUUCUAUUUUUUUUUUUUUUCCACAUCUCAGAUCUUCAGAGAUGUUGAAAAGAUACUGCUAACGGUUUCUUGUUUCUGCUCCUUUCAUAUUUUGUUUUGUUUGGCUGCCAAUAAAAAUAUCAUUGCUUUUCAAA
This is a messenger RNA of Xenopus tropicalis (tropical clawed frog), 1701 nucleotides long. It is a transcript of the gene mgmt, whose product is annotated as O-6-methylguanine-DNA methyltransferase. Gene Ontology annotation, biological process: DNA repair. Bases 256 to 858 code for a protein of 200 amino acids. Gene Ontology annotation, cellular component: nucleus. Gene Ontology annotation, molecular function: catalytic activity; methylated-DNA-[protein]-cysteine S-methyltransferase activity; methyltransferase activity. The record is from RefSeq and is a predicted model, not a curated record. NCBI's taxonomy places the organism in Eukaryota, Metazoa, Chordata, Amphibia, Anura, Pipidae. The transcript has 7 exons.